This is a messenger RNA of Cucurbita pepo subsp. pepo (vegetable marrow), 1841 nucleotides long. Its product is annotated as microtubule-destabilizing protein 60. Gene Ontology annotation, cellular component: spindle; nuclear microtubule. NCBI's taxonomy places the organism in Eukaryota, Viridiplantae, Streptophyta, Magnoliopsida, Cucurbitales, Cucurbitaceae. Gene Ontology annotation, molecular function: microtubule binding; protein kinase activator activity. Gene Ontology annotation, biological process: mitotic spindle assembly; activation of protein kinase activity; regulation of mitotic spindle organization. The record is from RefSeq and is a predicted model, not a curated record.
AAGACGAUCGAAUCCAUCUCAACUAUCCGGCGGCGGCGAAUUGUGUUACCAAUUUUUCUUUAUCUGUAUUUUAGUUUCAGGCAAAUGGGUCCGAUCGGCAAGAACGGUGGAACAGUGACGCCUGUGAAAGAUUCAUGUGGCUCUAGAUCGAAGAUGAUUCAAGAAGUUCCGAGGCAUUCUGAGAAUACGAAUCCGAAUUUCAACGAUUCGAUUAGCCCAGUUCCGAAGCUCGCGAAAUCCUCUCCUUCCGUCAAAUCUGCAAAGGCGGCUCAGAAAUCGGCCGCGAAAAACCCUAAGGCGGUUAUGAACUCUCCGAAAUACAAGAUCAGGGAGAGGAAGUUCGUGGUGGCCAAGAAGAAUUUGAAGAAGGAGAAAUCGGGGAAAUCUAAGACUGAUUGUAAGUGUGAAGUUCAAAUUGGGAGUGGUGCGAAGAAAUGUCUGUGUAUGGCGUACGAUACUCUGAGGGCUUCUCAGGAGGAAUUUUUCAAGAAUCAGAGCGGUGGAAUUGGGGAAAUCCAUGAAUCAGAGCAGAUUAAUGAGACAACUAGGGCUGAGAUUGAAAUUGAAGAAGAACUGGAGAGGAAAUUGAUGAUUCAAGACCUUCAAAUCGAAGACAGGGCUGAAUCAGAGAAUCGUGAUGUUAAUGGUGAGAGCGAAUCGCCUGAACAAAUGAGUAGUUCAAUGAUGAAGAGGCGAAGGAAUAGUAUUAUAGAAACAGGAUCUGGGAAAGUAAAAAAUUUGGUUAUGGCGUUUGAGAACCUCAGAACUACAAAGGUUUCAAAAGAGAACGAUGAGAAUGAGGAGAAACAAUUAGAAAACCAAGAGAAGCCAAUGGAAGAGAAGAGCAAGGUGAUGAAAUGGGCAUUGCCAGGAUUGGCUCCUCCGAAGGCUUCAUCUUCUUUGCUUUGCCCAUCGGAGCUGCUUUUGACAUUGGAAAAUCUUGGUUUGGAUCCUCAAGCUUCGGUUUCGUCUUCUUGGGACGGGCCUCAUGGAAGCAUUUCAAGUAGGACUUCCAAUGGUGGUAGAAGAAGCAGAAGAAGUAGCACUGAAUCGGCUGGCACCAUUGGUGGAAGUAGAUGGAAGAAAAAGCAGCUGAAAAUCACUAGGCAAAAGCCAUUUAAGCUCAGAACAGAGGAAAGAGGAAAGGAGAAGGAAGAAGAGUUUCUGAAGAGGGUACAAGAAAGCAUGAUAGAGGAAGAGAGACAGAGAAUACCAAUUGCUCAAGGUCUUCCAUGGACAACUGAUGAACCAGAGUGUCUUGUAAAACCGCCUGUGAAGGAAAAUACAAGACCAGUGGAUCUGGUUCUCCACAGUGAUGUAAGGGCAGUGGAGCGCGCCGAUUUCGAUCAUCAGGUAGCAAAGAAGUUGACACUGUUAGAGCAGUACAAGAUGGAAAGAGAGAGACAGCAGAAGAUGGCUGAGGAGGAAGAAGUAAGGAGGUUGAGAAAGGAAUUGGUUCCAAAAGCACAGCCAAUGCCUUACUUUGAUAGGCCCUUCAUCCCUAAAAGGUCAGCAAAGCUUCCAACUUUACCAAGAGAACCAAAGUUCCAUAUCCCAGAGCAGAAGAAGAUAAAAUCCUGCUUGUCUUGGACUGAUGAUAUGAUGAGCCAUUAUAGCUUCCAACAACAAUGAAGGAGGAAGAAGAAGAGGAGAGGUAGCUUGUAGAGAAAGAAACAAUUGUGUGUUCAAAUUUUGUGACAUAGUUGUUCCCCCAAUAAACAUAUAUUGUUGUUCUCUUUCUCUCUUUUAAUUUCGAUGGCCAUUUGUUUCUGAUGUAUUCUUUGGUAGAGCUGAUAUAAUAUUACAAAUGAAGCAACCAAUUAUAGUUGCUUGCUUAUAGA